AUGAAGCAGGGCAUACUGAUCUUGGGGCUUGUUGUCAUCACCACAGGCGUUGUUCGCUGCUUUUUUAACGGCUUUCCUUUUGGCGAUAUUUUUGAAAAUUCCCAUCACCAAAGUGAUGACGAGUCAUAUUAUGAGCUAUUUGGCAUGACCAAGGCUACUUUUGACGAAAAUGCCCUAAAAAAGUCCUAUAGAACGCUUCUGAAAAAGUACCAUCCAGAUCACAAUAGCGAUUCUGAUGCAAGCGAGCGUUUUGGAGAGAUUACAAAUGCCUACGAUGUCCUUUCUGACCCAGAGAAAAAGCGUCUCUAUGAUGCGUACGGAAAAGAUGGCGUUAAAAUGRGCGGCGCAAACGGAAACGGCGGCAGCAAUGCACAUUCAUCUGGAUUCCCAUUUGACAUCCAUCGGGACACACCAAAGUCCCACACUGUGCUGGUCGAAAUCACCCUCAGUUUGGAGGAAAUCUUUUCUGGAUCCGAUAAGCUUUUGCAAUUUUCCAGACAUUCUUUAUGCAAGCAAUGUAGUGGAAGCGGUGCCCAUUCACCCUCAGACGUUGUCCAAUGCCCAAAAUGCCAGGGUUCUGGAAUUCAAAUAGUAACGCAAGUGAUUGGGCCUUUUAUCCAAAGAUUUCAAUCCCAUUGUGAAGAGUGUAAAGGGGCCGGGAAAAAAAUCGAAAAGCCAUGCGCAUAUUGUAAAGGGUCAAAGGUAUUUCUUGAUGACUCCCCACUUCAUGUGCAUAUACCGGCUGGUGUUUUGGAUGGUGCCAAUAUUGUCCUUGAAGGAGUCGGAGAUGCGGGCGCAGAUGGGCGCUUUAUCCCAGGAGAUAUCCAUUGCAGAAUAAAAGAAGCCCCACAUCCGAUUUUCCGAAGAGGAAAAAAGGAUCCAUCAACGCUCUCUAUGGAUUUAUCCAUAUCUUUAAGGGAUUCUUUAUUAGGAUGGUCGACCACGGUCAUCGAUGUCUCUGGAAACCUUUUGAAAAUUUCACGAGAAAAAACUCUAACGCCACCAGGCUUUGUUGUUGAAGUCCCCAAUGGCGGCUUACUUAAAUCUUCAGGAAUUAUGGCCAAAAGAGGGUCAUUAUUUGUUUCCGUUUCUGUUAUCUAUCCAAAGGAACUUUCGUCUACCGAGUCAUCCAUAAUAAGGGACAAGAACCUAUUUCACGACAUAUCAAAGCCUGAGCCAAUACCCGUCAAAAGUCGAGCCAUGUAUCCGAUCCAUGACGAUUUGUGA
Messenger RNA from Mitosporidium daphniae, 1227 nucleotides. RefSeq lists its product as uncharacterized. Gene Ontology annotation, biological process: protein refolding. NCBI's taxonomy places the organism in Eukaryota, Fungi, Microsporidia. Gene Ontology annotation, molecular function: Hsp70 protein binding. The transcript has 2 exons. Bases 1 to 1227 code for a protein of 408 amino acids. The record is from RefSeq and is a predicted model, not a curated record. Gene Ontology annotation, cellular component: cytoplasm.